AUGUCAGCCACGGAUGCCAAAAUCGCUACGCUCAAGUCCCAUAUCGUCCAGAGCGCGUCCUCUUCCAGGCCCAGGGAUGACAACGCCUCCGACCUCGAUGACGAGGAGCUCUUUGCUCAGCUUGAAGAGGAACUCGAGAACGACUCCAAUGCAGAGCUCAGAGAGCAUGGAAUCAAGCGGCUUCAGCGAGAAAUGCAGCAAUUGCAGCAGAUGAAGUCCAGUGGACAUGGACGCUACGACGAACUUACUGACGAGAAGGAAGUUAUCCGGACGAGUGCCAAUGAACCACGAUGUAUCAUCCAUUUUUAUCAUAGUAAGUUCAAGCGCUGUGAAAUAAUGGACAAGCAUCUCGCUAAACUAGCGCCAAAGUACUUCGGUACACGCUUCCUCCGCGUGUUUGUUGAGAACGUGCCAUGGCUAGUGGAGAAGCUAGCGAUUCAGGUGCUCCCAUGCGUCGUCUGUUUCAUGGACGGUGUAACGAAAGAUCGGCUCGUCGGUUUCGAGGAGUUGGGUAACAAUGACGAAUUCGAGACCGCCACCAUGGAAUGGCGUCUGUUAAAUUGCGGUAAACACUGUCCUGUAUCGGAUGCGUGGCAGCACUAA
Messenger RNA from Postia placenta MAD-698-R-SB12, 603 nucleotides. RefSeq lists its product as hypothetical. Gene Ontology annotation, cellular component: cytoplasm. The transcript is spliced from 5 exons. The record is from RefSeq and is a predicted model, not a curated record. Lineage: Eukaryota; Fungi; Basidiomycota; Agaricomycetes; Polyporales; Adustoporiaceae. Bases 1 to 603 code for a protein of 200 amino acids.